Messenger RNA from Prorocentrum cordatum, 2039 nucleotides. Lineage: Eukaryota; Dinophyceae; Prorocentrales; Prorocentraceae. The record is from the annotation of a GenBank genome assembly.
AAAAGCCCCCAGGAGUUCCCAAGGGUGGUUCCAGAGGUCUCCAAAGAACUGGACUGGACAUACUCCGUAGCCAUUUUGACUCAAGCCAUUUUCGCUCAGGCCCUUGACCAGGUCUCUCCAGCUGCUGCCCGGGCGCGGCUUCUCUCGUCGUCGUCGCGCGCCACGAGCGCGGCAGCGCGGGAAACUGCGCGAGCGCCAGGUGCCAUGCAGAUGCCUUUGGCGCAGGCUGUACCCGCAGAGUCGGCCUCGGAGGGCGAGCCCGAGGCCGUGGCGGCACCCUGGCCGCGGUCCCGCUUCCGCCUGCCGGCAGUCAGUGCGCUCGCCAUCCUCUUGGUGGUGGCGAUCUGCGCGGUCGCGGGGGGCGGUUCUGGUGGCCCGAUCCCCGUGCGCGGGAGGCCGGCCGACGUGAUCAGCAUGCCAGAUUGGGGCAAAGAGGCGAGGUUGGCGCCGUGGACAACUUCGAUCGUCGAGGGCGCUGAGCAGGGCGUCGCCCUCGUCUGUGGCCAGGCGAUGAAGCCAGAUGGCACUCCGUCCCAGGUGCUGGUCUCCCGCGCGAAGGGGGCGAAGAAGUUGCUGGACGAUGGGAAGGUGGUAGCGUUGAUGGUCUCUGGGGGAGACCCCGCGGGCGUGGGUAUGACCGAGGCUUUUGCAAUGAGGCAGGUCCUGAUGGACGAGGGGAUCCCAAAGGACAAGAUCAUUCUGGAGUCUCAGGCAUUCACCACUGCGGAGAACUUCUGGUUUGCCAUGCGGUGGAUCCCUCCAGGCACGGGCAAGUUCUACAUAGUGACGUCGGAAUUUCACGCUCCCAGGGCAUGGUGGACCGCUAAUGCUGUCUUCAAUCACUUCUACAAGAUGCUUGAGGACGAGUUCAAGGACGAUGAGCGCUGGACAAGCAAGACCAAGAAGUACCCGAGAUUGGAGGUGAUUGUAGAGGCCAUUCCCAACUUUUGCGGCACAGACCCCUCCACGGCAGACGACGUCACCCUCGGUGUUGACGUCAGUCGGAGGUCGCUGGCAUUCCGCGCGAUGCGCGAGAUGGACAUCAUCCAACGGAAGCCCGCCAACAUGUACGGUGCCGUCCCGAAAGAGGGCCAGCUGAACAUGAACGCCGUCUGGUUCGCCAUGAUCGAUGUCAACAAGGACAACGAGACGGCCAAGAACUGGGAUACUGCGAUAGCGCAGCUGAUGAACGUCGUAACAGCAGUCUGCGUGUGCAAGGGGAGCAUGGAGGGUGACGGCCCAGAGAUCGAAGAGUAUCCUCUGGCCCUGCCUAUCAGCUCGGACUUCCCCGCGGGAAAGACAGUCGACGACCUGGAAGCAGUCAAGAAGGAGUGCAAUCCCGACACUGACCCCUUGGAUCCCGGCAAAAAAAUCUCCGAGAAGGACAGGGAGGAGAUCGAGCUCGAGCUCUCCGACGACUACGACACAAUGGAUGCCGCGGGUGCCGGCGCUGCGACGACUACCGGCAAGCCCUGAGCGCUCCGACAUCGUCCUGAAGCUUGAACAUCUCAGCAGCUUCCAGGGACGCCCGAAGCAGGGUUUUAGAGUCCUUGUGGCUGCUGUUAGGCGGUAGCUGUUGGGGGGAUGUAUCGAAGACGCCCGCGGCGAAUCACCGCCGCCCCCCGCCUCUUGAACACUUGGGGGAGGAUGGACAUGCCCGAACUUCGAUUGGGCAGGGAGACAUCGUGGGACCAGGGCACGGCGCGCCGGGGCUGCGGCCUAGCCCCCGUGGGCCAUUGUGCCUCGGCGUUUCUCUUCGCGCGCACGCGCCAAAGGGAUCUUCGCUCGAGCGGCCGCAGGUGUCGCGCAAACGUGUGUCACGCAGGCAGCAUACCCUCGGCUGGCUCACGCUGGCGGCGGCGCGCUGCCAGCGUGAGCCGUUGUCAGGGUGGGCCGUUGGCAGCACGUCUGCACGGGCCGAAGCUCCGGGAGGCCCCCGUUGAGCUGUUUGGACGGCUUCGUCGUCAUUUGUAUCUGCCGACCGCCGUAUUUCGAGCCAGAAUGAAGCAGACACAAAUUAUCCGGGCGAAGGACCCAAC